ACCGUAUGAGAAUGUUAGUUCUCCGUGGUGUAACACAAGAACCCAUUACGUGUGCACGACCCCAGAUUUCAAAACAUUGUUCGCAGAUCACAAACAGAAGAAGUUCAUCAUGGCAAAACUGGAGCAAUUCGACGGGACACAAAGCAAAGUGAAAGAGAAGAAGAACAACAAAAAUCAUGGAUCCACCAAUUUCUUUGUUUUUAUAGAUUACCUUUUCCUCUUCAUUUUUUUCGCCUUCCUCUGCUUCAUUCUCUUCAAGUUGUUCCCUUUCUAGAUUCACGUCUCUUCAUUUGUGUACUAUUUCGCCAAUUAUUUGGUUGAAUUAAUGAGUUAAAUUUCCUCAUUAUAUUUAUUUUGAUGUGCGAUUGGUUUUUUUGUUUGUUUACUUCUCAAUUUACCCAUGAAGUAACAGUCUGAUCUCCAACCAAAAAAGCAACUUUGAUCCAAUUUAUAAUUGCUUUGGAUUGAUUUCAGCUGUAAUUUGCUUAAUGAAAAUCAUGGGUAUUUGAUUUUUGCUCAAAAUAGUCACAACUUGUUGAAAUUGUAUAAGCAAACAUGCAUUUGGGUUCAAUGUAGUGGGUAUUUGCUAGGUGUUUGAUAAAAUGUCGAACUGGGAAACUUUGAAUGGGUUUGGGAAUGUUGCCCAAUUAGCUGGUGUGAAUGCGGUAGGGUUAAUUGGGUUAAUAGCAGAAGCAGCAAAUAGGGCUAGAUUGCACAAGAAGAAUUGCAAGAAGUUUGCUCAUCAUUUGAAGUUAAUAGGAAAUUUGUUGGAGCAGCUUAAGAUAACUGAGCUGAAAAAAUACCCUGAAACUAGAGAACCACUUGAGCAAUUGGAGGAUGCAUUGAAAAGGUCUUAUUUGUUGGUUCAUAGUUGUCAGGAUAAAAGUUAUCUUUAUCUCUUGGCAAUGGGGUGGAGCAUUGUGAACCAGUUUAAGCGCGCUCAAGAUGAGAUCGAUCGCUAUUUGAGGAUUAUGCCUUUGCUAACUCUUGUUACCAAUGCUCGCUUCAAGGAAAGAUUAGAACGUAUUCAGAGGGAUCAAUAUGACUAUACAUUAGAGGAGGAUGACAGAAAGUUGCAAACUGCAAUUCUGAAUCAGAAACCAUCACUAGCUGAUACUGUGCUGCUUAAGAAGACCCUUUCUUGUUCUUAUCCAAGCAUGCGAUUUGAACAAGCCCUUCUAGAAGAAAACGAGAAGCUUCAGAUGGAGCUACAGCGGUCUCAGUCUUCUAUGGAUCUCCAACAAUGUCAAGUGAUUGAGCACUUGAUUGAGGUAACUGAAGCUGCCUCUAGGCACUCGAGGAAUCUGGAAGCAAGCUAUUCAAAAUCGCAUGAUGUAAAAGCAUUGUCUGGUGUUGAGAGCUGCCACAAGAGUGUUGGUGCUAUAUCUACCUUUAGGAAGACAUCCAUACCAUCGGCAGAGCAUGAUGUGCAGUAUGCUAGGGGAUCAGAAGAUAUGGAGGAAUGGCACACUGACCUGCUUGACUGUUUUUCAGAACCCAAGCUGUGUGCUAAAACAUUUUUCUUCCCUUGUGGUACAUUCUCAAGGAUUGCAUCAGUGGCAACCAACAGGCACAUGUCUUCAGGAGACGCAUGCAAUGAAUUAGCAGCAUACUCAUUGGUACUGUCAUGUUGUUGUUACACUUGUUGUGUUAGAAGAAAGCUUCGCAACAUGCUCAAUGUCAAGGGAGGCUCGUGUGACGAUUUUCUAUCACAUUUACUAUGCUGCUGCUGUUCUCUUGUCCAAGAAUGGCGAGAAGUGGAAGCCCGUGGAGUAAAAGUUCCCAUGAAGACCAUGACAAGCCCACCUUCAGCACAGCAGAUGGACUUUUGAAUCCAUGCUUGUUACAAGUCAAUCUUAAUGAAAACAGGACUCUAGAUGUCCUCUGUUGAGAGUAUUUACGGCCCCAACUAGAAAUGUUUCUGUAUGCACUCAGUAGAAAGUAUGGAUGUUAUUGGGUAGUGUUAUGUAUAUAUAUAGUAGAGGAAACAUAGAACCGUUUUAUUCUGAUACAUCUGAAUUCCUCUCUUAAUUGGAAGACCCUGAUGUUUCCAGGUAAUUAAAACUAGAUUAUUCAUAUGUGAUUUUGGGUUAAUUACAACUUAAUGAAAGACCCUGAUGUUUUCUUUGCAA
This is a messenger RNA of Spinacia oleracea (spinach), 2132 nucleotides long. RefSeq names its product cell number regulator 13. Gene Ontology annotation, biological process: cell surface receptor signaling pathway. The coding region runs from base 603 to 1832 and encodes 409 amino acids. NCBI's taxonomy places the organism in Eukaryota, Viridiplantae, Streptophyta, Magnoliopsida, Caryophyllales, Amaranthaceae. The transcript is spliced from 7 exons. The record is from RefSeq and is a predicted model, not a curated record.